AUGGUAUCUAUCAAAGCCCUCCUCUUAUGGCCCUCGACCGUAUUAGCCCUUACAACCGUCACCCAAGUGAAGAACGACAUCACAACCCUCGACAACAAUGUCCGAGCUCUCACUUCUCAAACCGCUCUUUACAACGGUGGCCUUCUUUCCGCCGCUCCCCUUCUCGGCUCUCUCACAGCCGUCUACCUUUCUCUUUUACAAGGUGUCACAGACUCCGCUCUCCUACCCCCUUCAAUGACAGAAUCAGACGCACAAUCACUCAUUGAACAUGUGAACGUUACUCUCACAAUCGACAACCCUAUUGCUGUAAAUACCCUCAAGGGGAAAAAGCAAUUGUUCAAAGAGCAAGGGUUGGAUGGUGCUAUCGUGGCUGGUCUUGGCUUGUUGUUGGCGGGGCAUGAGGCCUUUACAAAUAAUGUGCUACAAAGACUUCCAGAAGAUCAGAGUGCGGAUGGACAGAAGGUUACGCAGAUUAUCACUGUAGCGUUGACGGAUGGGAUUCAUUAUUUUGAGAGUCCAUGA
This is a messenger RNA of Botrytis fragariae, 522 nucleotides long. RefSeq lists its product as uncharacterized. The coding region runs from base 1 to 522 and encodes 173 amino acids. Gene Ontology annotation, cellular component: extracellular region. The record is from RefSeq and is a predicted model, not a curated record. Lineage: Eukaryota; Fungi; Ascomycota; Leotiomycetes; Helotiales; Sclerotiniaceae. The transcript has a single exon.